Messenger RNA from Gavialis gangeticus (Gharial), 4001 nucleotides. It is a transcript of the gene MDFIC, whose product is annotated as MyoD family inhibitor domain containing. Lineage: Eukaryota; Metazoa; Chordata; Crocodylia; Gavialidae. The coding region runs from base 257 to 1006 and encodes 249 amino acids. The record is from RefSeq and is a predicted model, not a curated record. The transcript is spliced from 5 exons.
UGCGGCCCGCCGAGCUGCGCGGAGGAGGCGGCAGCAAGGGGAGGAAAAGAAGCGGCGGCAGCGGCAGCAGCAGCAGGGGAGAUGCCGCCACAGCCCCUCCUGCUCCUGCCGCUGUGAGCUUCCCCCUCCCGAGCAGGAGGGGACCCGCGGUGCCGGGAGGAGGAGGGAGCGGGACAGUGGCUGCGCUCGGGGACAUGUUGAGGGUCGCGUGCUAGGGGGGUGCGAGCUCUGGAGUCCUCCGGGAGAGAGCUGGCAGAUGUCCCAAGUGAAGGAGCCUCUUCCUUCAGGGCCUGAAGGGCCGGCGCGAGCAGCUCCGGCUGCGAGCAGCUUUUUGAUCUCCCUCCCUCGAGAAAAAUCUGACAAAGCAAAUAUAGCUGUAGGAGAGAGAGACAUAAUACAGCCUUCCAAUAGCAGAAGCAUACAACCAGAGAUACAAGACCAGUCUGUCUGGGGAAAUCACACUGAUGGUGACCUCAUCAGAACACAACCUCAACGCCUGCCUCAGCCAAAUACUUCAUCACUGGAAAAGAGUGAAGAAGAAACUGGCAAGAUACAAAAUGGCCAUGCAGGUCUGAGUAAUGGAAAUGGAAUUCACAAUGGGGUGAAGCAUGCAACUACAGAUAAUAGAAAACUUUCAGCACCUGUUUCACAAAAAAUGCACAGGAAAAUUCAGUCCAGCUUGUCUGUCAACAGUGACAGCAGCAAGAAGAGUAAAAUAAGCUCUGCAUAUUCUCAUAAACCAGGUUCUUCACCUGAAGAUUGCUGUGUUCACUGUAUCCUGGCAUGCUUGUUUUGUGAAUUUCUCACCCUCUGUAAUAUUGUUUUGGGCCAAGCAUCCUGUGGCAUCUGUACUUCGGAGACCUGCUGUUGUUGCUGUGGAGACGAAAUGGGGGAGGACUGUAACUGCCCAUGUGAUAUGGAUUGUGGCAUAAUGGACGCUUGCUGCGAAUCAUCAGAUUGUUUGGAAAUAUGUAUGGAAUGCUGUGGGAUUUGUUUCCCCUCAUGAAAUAUUUAUCACUUUUUAUUUUAUUCUAUUAAAAACUGGAGAGCUUUUCUUUAAAUACUUUUGAAGAAAGACAAGGUAAGAUUCUCACACAGCAACUUAGUAUUUGCACUGUUUAACUCCCUUGGUAUAAACAAAAAGAUUAAACCUCUACUCUUAACAAAUAUGUUACAAUUCAGCUUGUGAAAUUUAAAUUGUUUUCCAGCCCCCUUUUGGCUUUGCAAAUGUAAGUGUUUAUUGAAAGCAAAUUAAAAGCUUGCUAUUGCAUAUCUAACUUGUGUAGAAUUGCCAUAUGAAGUUAGCAAUUUUACAGGGGCAAGAUUUCACCUACUAUGUCUCAAAACAGAAGAAACUUCUUAUAUCUGACCUGUAUUAUCUUUUUUAAUGUUACUUGAAAUCUUCAUUCUUACCACCAGAUUUUGAAGGCUUAGGCAAGGAUAAAUGUAUCUUUUCUUGGUUGGACUAGAUGAUAAAAUAACUACAGCUAUAAAAUGGAGAUCAUCAAAAAAUAUUUCAGAUUUUAAACCUAUACUUGAAUCUGCCUACUAAUUUUUGUGGUUUUACAACCACAUUUUCUCUUUCUACUGUUGUAAGAAAGACCCAUACAAAAGAAAGGAUAUAGUUGAUAAGCAAAAUAGUAAACCUGACUAAACACAAAGUGUAAUCAUCAAAUGCUGAGGGUAAACUUCAAAAGCAUAUUAUUCUUAAGUGUCACUUUUUUAAGUGUUGCUUGCAAAUAACAGCGUGGGAAAAGUUUUCAAAAAUGUUACAUUUUUAGGUGGCUGGUAUCCAUUUAAACUAGGAGACAUGAAAUAAUGUCUUUAAAAACACAUAGUAUUCAAUGGCCAAAGUUUUAUUUUAACAUCCUGUAAAUACAGUUUUUUCAGUAAGUCUUGAUUUUUUUUUCCACUGUGUUAUUGAGAGCAAAAAAGAUCCAGCAUAGCUAAUGAUUAGAGAAUUUCCAUGUGUUGGGAAAUAAUGGUGCCCAUUUACCUUAGCAUCUGUUAGCUUUUUCUUGGUAUUCAUAGCUAAUUAUCUGAACCACCUGUACACUUUGAUCGGACAUGUUUACUUUCCUUUGUAUGCUUCAGAUUUCCUAUUUAUAGUUUAUUGGUUCAGUUAACUUUGGUAACGUAACAACUGUCCCUGAUGGACAAUAGCACGUUUCUAUAUGUUGAACUGAAAGUAAGUGAUUCUUUCCACUGUAUAGAAGACAGUUUACAUAAAUGUGACAAAUGAAAAAUCACAGGAAUGUGAAAUUGACCAAGUCAACACAUUGUUUAGUCUUAAUCUAGGGCCUGGUCUGGCAAACACUGACUAGUAGUGCUUACUACUGCAAGAUAUCACUGAUAAUAAAGUAACUUUAUUCUCAUUGAUUCUGUUGAGCUAGGGAGGGGUUUCCUUCUACUUUCAAACCUCCAGCAAGCAUUGUGGUAUAUUCCAGUUUGAAUGUGGAUUUAUUCAGAAGUUAUCUCUACAUGUAUAGGGCCAGAUUCUGAUUUCACACUAAUAAAAGCCAGGUGGAUUUCCAGCACCUUCCACAAAUGUAAUUUCAUUAAGGAAGCACUCAGAUAUUAUGGUAAUGGGCACUAUAAUAAAAAGCUACAUGGUCAAAGUGAUAAAAAUUGCUAAGCUCAGAAUCAGGCCCAUGGGGCUCAAUUACAACUACAAGAGUCUGAACCACCCUGGGAAAAAGGAAGAGGCCCACUAGCUGAGUGGCAGUGCCUGAAGGCAUUUUGCCUUUGUAAAGGCAUAAUGUUUCUGGAGAAAUUGGAAGCACCAUGUGAGAACACUGGGAUUUGCUGCACCUUGGAAAAAGUGUAGACAGUACUUCAAGUGCAACUCUAGUAGCUGACAGUGGUGGUGAGGACAUGGUCUCUGGGGCCAUGUGGCACUGAAAACUAUGCUAGCUGUAUUGCCCUCUGUAUUUUUUAGCACAGACAAUUACACUAUGACUGUCUAGUAUUUGUGUGUGCUUAUGAAGUAGGGUUGAAGGACUUCCUGUGUACCUUCCUUGUGGUGAACUCUUGCCAGAGCAGUCACAAUGUGAUUUUGAGGUUUUUGGAAAACUAUGCAUUUGCAUUUGGGGCUUUUAAGUAAACAUUGAAUUUUAAGAAUUGUUCACAAUUUCUAUUGGAAACAAAAUAGCAGACCACAGGCUAUUUUAGCAUAGACAAUGACAAUUCUGACUUAUGAAAACUCCUUCUUCCCUGAUUUAAAGUUUGCUCAUUCAUGUGGAUUGUUAUAUACAGAACUUUCUGCUUGUUGAACACUUUAGAAACUGGGAAAUGUUGUUACUUUUGGGUGGUUGGAACUCAAAAAUAAGCUGGGGAAUGCAUAUACUUCUUUCUCUUUCCUAAUGUCCAAAUACAAGAGAUAUGUUUAUUUUUUUCAUAAUAAAAAUCAAAAUAUUUAUAUGCAUCCAAUUUUUAUGUUUUCUUUAAUGCCCAUCUGAUUUAUUAAAUAGUAGAAAAUGAAUAUACUGUCUUGAUUAUAAAGCAUUGUAUUGACUGGGAAAUACCAGAUUAUUUUAGAUUUAAAUCAGAAAAUAAAAUGUUGAUUGUGUAAUUUUUUGACUUCAAAGCACAUUCUGCUACUAUUUGUCAUAGAAAUACUAGCACUUUUGUAAUAUUUAUCUCUGUAGCAGAGAAUAUUAGUAUGUAGUUUAAGGAGUCUAAUUUUUAUAUUUAUAUUCUUAAAUUUUUCCUUUAUGUCCACUUUAUCGGCAAUCUUAUAAGCACCUUUUGCAUUAAAAACAAGCAGAAUUAGAAAUAGACAAUGUGAAAGUGUAACUUAAAUAAGAAAAUCAGUACUUGUCUAGUUUAUAAAAUUUGUGAUGGACAAUUACCAUGUUUCAGUGUUACAGUUUACAACUGAUAAACUGGCCCCAUUUUUAAGGGAAAAAAAUUGUUAACUUGUUUUUUUUUAUUGUAUAUUAACUGGAUCUAUGUUAUUCUAAAACACUAUUUUGAAAUAAAGAACUUUAUUUUGAAACUGU